Molecule: messenger RNA, 1854 nt
Organism: Lontra canadensis (Northern American river otter)
Lineage: Eukaryota; Metazoa; Chordata; Mammalia; Carnivora; Mustelidae
Gene: NMBR
Product: neuromedin B receptor
Exons: 3
Coding region: 172-1380 (402 amino acids)
Biological process (GO): bombesin receptor signaling pathway
Cellular component (GO): membrane
Molecular function (GO): bombesin receptor activity
Source: RefSeq, a predicted model, not a curated record
UGCCCCUUCCAGAAGUGAAGCACCUGAGCGUGGACAGACUUCUCACCAAGGCCCGGUCCUCUUUGGGACGUGGCAGUGUGACUCGCUCUCCCCAGGCAGUAAACUUGCCCCUGUGAGAGGGAAAUUGAUUAAGCCCAAGUGUGUGGUGCACUUGUCAGGGCACCAGGGCGCAUGGAAACUCCAGUGGACUCUCCCGGAAAGGAGAACAUGCCCCCCAAGUCUCUUUGCAACCUCUCCGAGACCGCGGAGGAGAAUCCGGGAGACUUGGUCCCCGGAGUGUCAGAGAGAGACUUCCUGCCACCCUCCGACGGGACCAGCGCCAAGUUCGCGAUCCGCUGCGUGAUCCCGUCCCUCUACCUGCUCAUCAUCACGGUGGGCUUGCUGGGCAACAUCAUGCUGGUGAAGAUCUUUAUCACCAACAGCGCCAUGAGGAGCGUCCCCAACAUCUUCAUCUCUAAUCUGGCCGCUGGGGACUUGCUGCUGCUGCUCACCUGCGUCCCAGUGGAUGCCUCGCGCUACUUCUUUGACGAGUGGAUGUUCGGGAAGGUGGGCUGCAAACUGAUCCCGGUGAUCCAGCUCACCUCCGUGGGGGUUUCCGUGUUCACUCUCACUGCCCUCAGCGCCGACAGGUACAGAGCCAUUGUCAACCCCAUGGACAUCCAGACAUCCGGGGCGGUGCUGUGGACCUGCGUGAAGGCGGUGGGGAUCUGGGUGAUCUCCCUGCUGCUGGCGGUUCCAGAAGCCGUGUUUUCAGAAGUGACGCGCAUUGAUAGCUUGGAAAAUGGCAACUUCACUGCGUGUAUACCUUACCCUCAGACGGAUGAAUUACACCCAAAGAUUCAUUCAGUGCUCAUCUUCUUGGUCUAUUUCCUCAUUCCACUGGCUAUUAUUAGCGUUUAUUAUUAUCAUAUUGCAAAGACCUUAAUUAAAAGUGCACAUAAUCUUCCUGGAGAAUACAAUGAACAUACUAAAAAACAGAUGGAGACACGGAAGCGCCUGGCUAAAAUUGUGCUAGUCUUCGUGGGCUGCUUUGUCUUCUGUUGGUUUCCAAAUCACAUUCUCUACAUGUAUAGGUCUUUCAAUUAUAAUGAGAUUGACCCAUCUCUAGGCCACAUGAUUGUCACCUUAGUUGCCCGUGUUCUGAGCUUUUGCAAUUCUUGUGUCAAUCCAUUUGCUCUUUAUCUACUCAGUGAAAGCUUCAGGAGGCAUUUCAACAGCCAGCUCUGCUGUGGGAGGAAGUCCUAUCAAGAGGGAUCAACCAGCUACCUUCCCAGCUCUUCUGCAGUGCAUAUAACAUCUCUGAAAAGCAAUGCUAAAAACAUGAUGACCAAUUCAGUUUUACUAAAUGGGCACAGCAUGAAGCAGGAAAUGGCAUUGUGAUUUGAGCCAUUCAACUCACUAUGUGAAUUAAACUUACUCACCUUUCUAUCUCCACUGAGCAGAGCAGAAAGAAACAACUUCCUCAUUCUUACUAUUGCUCAGCUAAUUCAGGAGGUGAUUUCAUGAUUGACUCAGAAAAGGCAAGACAAACACAGCUAGCAUUCUUUUCUGAACAGGACUUUAAAUUACACUGAAAAAUAUAUACAUCUCACAUUAAAAGUCAUCAAGACGCAGUUCUACAUGUGUAUAAAUUAGUAUUGCUUCAGAAUUUAAGCUGUUGUUAGAGCCAACUCUAAUGUAUUUAUCUUAAAUUUGUUUUAUCUUGAAGCAUGAAAUGAAUUCCUAUAUUGACUUGAUGAUUCAGUGAGGGUAAUAGUCAAACUCCUAUUAUAUGAAAUACAAUAUUAUAAUAUAAACAAAUUUCCUGGUGAAUUUUAUUCAUAAGCAGUGCAUGUAUUUAUCUCCUUUGUUCAA